Messenger RNA from Aspergillus pseudonomiae, 1452 nucleotides. RefSeq lists its product as uncharacterized. The coding region runs from base 186 to 1316 and encodes 376 amino acids. Gene Ontology annotation, cellular component: nucleus. Lineage: Eukaryota; Fungi; Ascomycota; Eurotiomycetes; Eurotiales; Aspergillaceae. The record is from RefSeq and is a predicted model, not a curated record. The transcript has a single exon. Gene Ontology annotation, biological process: regulation of cell cycle.
GUAUAGAUUAACGAAGCUGUACGUAUGAAUGCACAGUGCAAACGCUAUCACCAAGGUCAGCCGCAGGUGACCCCGCAGAGCCCUAAAAAACGGCCCCGCAGUCCUGUAAUCCAAAAUUUCUCCCAAACUUGUCUUGAGCUGUUCGAGCCCAACCAAAACACCUAUCUGUGUACAGUCCGGUCAGAAUGUCACCAAAGCUCCACGUCACUCUUACAACUACCCUUACCCUCGUGGAGCAAUUCCACUUGACCUUGUCGUCACCCUCUGGAGAUUCAACCUCCGCAGAACUCUCAAGCAGAGAUGCACUUCCCCUCCUCUCGGCAUCGUCGACAGCUCUUAAGUCACAAGUCACCAAGCUUUCGCUUUUAGCCAUCACCUCUCCAUUUACGCCCUCCGCCGUCGGCUCGAUCCUCUCUAACCUGAACGAAUCAGUGCUCCCAUCCUUUGUGACAGCAGCUCUACUCAUUACACCGACCGAUCACACCAAAGCAUUUCAGGCCGAGGCUCUAUCACUAACGAAGACGGGGCUGAACGAACUGUCAUCGCUUGUGAAAGAAGUUCAGUCAAUCGCAGAGAGAAAUGAUGAAGUACAGGAUCGCAUGAAGAAGAAGGGAAUCGAACUGUCACAGUCUGAGAAAGACCUCGUUACGGUAGCUACAGGACGGGUCUGGGGUGCUUGCGAUGCCUUGAUUGACCUCGCUUCAAAUGGCGUUGUUGGGUUUGUAAUACGGCGUGUGGAAGAAUGGAGAGAUCUGGUGCGAGAUGCAGUGGAAGAGAUUGACGAAUGGGAUCCUGAUGAAGAAGGGGACGAGUUUUUCGACGAGCUUCUGAGCGACGACGGGAAACAGAGUAUUGGAAAAGGUGGCGAAGCCGAAUUAGCCGAGGACGAUGGCGAAGACAACGCUGUGCUUCAUGAGUUGAAAGGGACUGCUAUUCGGCUGCUCAAACCAGUUGUCCAGAUUUACCCCGCAAUCAUCACGAAUCGCCUGAAGAAGGUUCCUGAAUUCUUGCCUUCCCUUGUUAACCAGCUGGAAUCCCUUAUGACCAACCUCCACCGUAUUCCGGAGCAAGUUGACGAGGUAGCGGGGGCACUAUAUGAAGCGGAUCUAGAACGGUCUAUUCAGUACUUGGAAAGAACAAAGGACUGCGCUGUUGAAGCAGUCAAGUUAGUGGUUUUGCCUUGGACUGAACAGAGUGUGGCCAACAGCCAGCAAAAAGCCGAGGAUAGAUUUACUGACUGGUCGAAGACAUGGCUGAAAGUGAUGGAUGGGGUAAGUAAACCUCUUGAUGACAUCAAGGAAGCGAAGUCACAGUGAAUAUUCUUCUCUUUAGAAAGCCUGAACAUGCAAACUAUCAUGUAAUCUAUUGUUCAACAUGUCUGGCGGCGUGUAUCAUGUUUCGAUUUUUAACGUUGUACUUAUAUCGCGCGAAGAAUGCCCUCAGUGGCUAUUC